GUCGCUUGACUUUGGUCGGCUUGCCUUGACUUGACAGAGUCUGGGGAAUAAUGGUUUGCUCUAACUAGUGAAACAAAUGCACAUUUCGGGUGGCUGGAGUUAAUGCUGAUGGUUCAUGUACGAGCCAGCUUCUGAUCAAGACCCCAUCUACAGAUUCAGACAAUAUCGAUGACCAAGCUUGAGUGACUUCCCACACAUCCAAUUAAUUGUAAUCUUGAUCUAUCAUCCAUAACUUACAGCCAUUCUGAUUCAUAUGAGAGGAAGAAUGACAAGAAGAAAGAAGAACAAUGAAGAAGUUGGACUUUUCUAACCAAUUAAUGCUGGACGAGUCCUAUCUUUUCAUGACUGUUUCAAAGACAAGCUGAAAAGAAAGAUUAAUGCAUGGUUUUGUAAAGGCUUAUGUUGUGCAGGUCCAACUAUAAAUGCUUCAGCAUGCUGUUGAAGUAAUAUCUUGCAAAUUUUUUUGCAGACACUAGUAACCCAAGUCAUGGUCUCUUCAAUAGUUUCAGAUAAACCUCAUGCUAAUUUUGUUUCCUUGAAGUUACUUCCCUACAUGAGUACAAUCACGAAGUUCAUUUUCGCCUUAUCCCUUGUUCCAGCUUUUGCUUCUCCAGCUUGUUUCAGUGCUCAAGCGAGAAAUGGAACUGCAAAAGGAGAGGAAGCGCGUGCUCUGCUCGAGUGGAAAUCUAGUCUUGACAAUUACAGUCAAGCUCUUUUAUCUUCAUGGCGAGAAGACGACUGUUGCUCAUGGAGAGGGAUUGGUUGCGAUAGCUCAGGAAGUGUCUCGGAGCUUAAUCUCUCGAACAUGGGUUUGGCAGGUUCGCUCAGCAAACUUAACUUCACCGUUCUGUCAAAUUUAAUAAGCCUCAAUCUCUCGGCAAACUCGCUCGACGGUCCCAUUCCUUCAUCCAUCGGUAACCUCUCUAAGUUGUCCACUCUGUCUAUCUUUAACAACUCACUCUCUGGCACAAUCCCUCCUGAAAUAGGCAAGUUGAGCAGGCUGAGCAUUCUUUACCUUGACGGGAAUCGUCUCUGUGGAACUAUCCCUGAAGAACUAGGAAUGCUGUACUCUCUUUUGAACCUCACCUUGUAUGACAAUAAUCUCACAGGUCAGAUUCCUACUUCUUUGGGAAACUCGAGCAACUUAACAUUUCUUGCCUUGGGCCAAAACAAUCUUGUAGGGUCGGUUCCUCGAGAAAUUUACACCCUAAGUUCUCUUACCUUCCUUUCUCUCCGACUAAACAAAUUAACCGGUUCCAUUCCUUCAUCUAUAGGAAAUCUGAGUAGUCUAAACGUCCUUAACUUCCAAAGCAAUUAUCUUUCUGGUCCAGUUCCCCAGGAGAUAGGAAGGUUGAAACCUCUGGCAAAGCUCACUUUGUCUAAUAAUAAUUUCAGUGGUCCAAUUCCUAUGUCUAUUGGAAACUUGACUGCCCUAACUUUAUUAGUCCUCGCUUCGAACAAUUUUUCCAGCUCCAUUCCUGAAGAAGUUGGAACUUUAAGACAUCUGAAGGAACUUCGCCUGUCAGAAAAUAGUCUCAAUGGGUCAAUCCCGAGAUCAAUUGGAAAUUUGGUCAACUUGAGUGUACUGAGUUUGCACUAUAACCAUCUUUCUGGUUUAAUCCCGGAUGAAAUGAAUAAUCUUAGAACUCUAAGACAUAUCUCCAUAGGUGAAAAUAAGCUCAUAGGGCGACUACCAGAUAACCUUUGCCUUGGAGGGUUACUCGAAAAUUUUACUGCGCCUAAUAAUCACUUCAAUGGUCAUCUUCCUAAGAGCCUAAAGAAUUGCAGUAGCUUAUUGAGGAUUCGACUAGAAGGAAACCAGCUCACAGGAAACUUGACAGAAGAUAUUGGUGCGUAUCCCAAUUUGAAGUACAUGGACUUGAGUUAUAACCGAUUCUAUGGCGAGCUUUCUUCGAAAUGGGGCUUUUCCCAUAACUUAACAAGCCUAAGAAUCUCCAGUAACAACAUUUCUGGUGGGAUACAUCCCAUGAUUGGGAAUAUGACUGAGCUGAGAGUAUUGGACCUCUCAUCGAACUAUAUUACCGAUCGGCUUCCAAGGGAAUUGAGAAGAUUGACUUCACUGAUCGAACUUGAUCUACAUGAUAACAAAAUCUCUGGUAAUAUCCCUCCCGAGAUUGGUCAUUUGUCUACACUGGAGAAGCUCAACUUAGGGAGCAACAAGUUUGGUGGCUCGAUCCCGAAGCAAUUAGGACAGUGCAGAAGCUUGUGGAACUUGAAUUUGAGCAACAAUGAAAUUCGAGCCAACAUUCCUUCGGAGAUAGGCAAUUUGCAGUUUUUGCGUGAUCUUGAUCUGUCCCAUAAUUUCUUGGCUGGAAAAAUACCACAAAGCAUCGGAAAGUCGACAAUUUUAGAAGUGUUGAAUUUAUCCCAAAACAGCCUCUCUGGCUUCAUACCCCAAAGUUUCAACAAUAUGUUGGGAUUGGUAUCUGUGAAUAUAUCCCACAACGACCUGGAGGGUCCAAUCCCAAACAUCGAAGCCUUCCGUGAUGCUCCAUACAGUGCAGUUGCAAGCAAUAAAGCUGGGUUGUGUGGUGUUGUGGCUGGUUUGAAGAAAUGCUCUGAGAGGACUUAUAGUGAGAAAGGAAACAAGUUUAUGAUUCUAGUGACUCUCUUACUAGUCAGCUUCAUCCUCCUCACAUCUUUAUUCAUCGGAGUGAUUCUUCUAGCUUGCCCAAGGGGCAACAGGGCAGAACAGGACUCAUUGGAAGCACAAGUGCGAGGAGAUGCUUUUGCAAUAUGGGGCUACGAUGGAAAAAUGGUGUACGAAAACAUUAUUAAAGCCACGGAAGGAUUCGAUUCCAAGUACUGUGUGGGAGAGGGAGGAUACGGAGUCGUAUACAAAGCCGAGAUAUCUGCUGAUCAAGCUUUUGCUGUGAAGAAAAUUCAUGCGCCGCAGCACGAUGAAUUUUUCGGGUUAAUGUCACUAGAGCGGGAGGUCACUGCAUUGGCAAAUAUACGACACCGUAACAUCGUCGAGCUCUAUGGAUACUGCUUCCAUCCGAGACACUCGUUCUUGGUGUACGAAUUCAUAGAAAGAGGAAGCUUGAGAAGGACCUUGAGUGAUGACGAGAUGGCAAUGGAGUUUAAUUGGGCUAGGAGGGCAAGUGCAAUCAAAGGCGUGGCGAAUGCAUUGUGUUACAUGCACCACGAUUGCUCCCCUCCAUGGAUUCAUAGAGACAUCACGAGCAACAAUGUGCUUCUGGAUGGUGAUUAUGAAGCUCAUGUUUCUGAUUUUGGCACAGCAAGGCUUCUCAAGCCAGAUUCAUCUAAUUGGACUUCAUUGGUCGGUACACUUGGAUAUAUAGCACCAGAGUUAGCAUAUUCAGCAGCAGUUACAGAAAAAUGCGAUGUUUAUAGUUUCGGAAUAGUAGCAUUGGAAGUAAUUAUGGGAAGGCAUCCGGGUGAUCUCAUCUCGAGCCCAUGUCAAUCAUCGACAUUGUCGAUACAAAUUGACUCGGGAACAUUACUGCAAGAUGUACUAGACCGACGUCUCUCGCUUCCUCUGGACAAAGAUGCAGAGAAUGUGGUCUCAAUUGCUAAACUAGCACUCGCAUGCUUGCGAGUCGAUCCUCAUCGUCGACCCACCAUGCAAAAAGUUUGUCAAGGACUUUCAGUUCAAGCACCUUUAGUGAAGCCAUUCUCGGAUCUCAGAUUGAGUGAGCUGAAUGGUGUCCAUGGUUGAGGUAACUGAACAUUUGAGGAAGUGAACGACAAGGAAAGAGCUGAAUGGUUUCCUGUCUGUACAUGUUCACAUUAAUGCACCUUUUCCUUGUAAGUGCUGUAAAAAAUGGAAGUGCCAAUGGUUAA
Messenger RNA from Syzygium oleosum, 3828 nucleotides. RefSeq names its product MDIS1-interacting receptor like kinase 2-like. The record is from RefSeq and is a predicted model, not a curated record. The transcript has 2 exons. Gene Ontology annotation, biological process: protein phosphorylation; hormone-mediated signaling pathway. Gene Ontology annotation, molecular function: ATP binding; protein binding; protein kinase activity. Gene Ontology annotation, cellular component: plasma membrane. NCBI's taxonomy places the organism in Eukaryota, Viridiplantae, Streptophyta, Magnoliopsida, Myrtales, Myrtaceae. The coding region runs from base 488 to 3703 and encodes 1071 amino acids.